Molecule: messenger RNA, 6781 nt
Organism: Austrofundulus limnaeus
Lineage: Eukaryota; Metazoa; Chordata; Actinopteri; Cyprinodontiformes; Rivulidae
Product: zinc finger protein 609
Exons: 10
Coding region: 568-4512 (1314 amino acids)
Biological process (GO): regulation of transcription by RNA polymerase II
Cellular component (GO): nucleus
Source: RefSeq, a predicted model, not a curated record
CCGUCUCGCGACACUUCAGCUUCAUGUCUCUGAAACGGUAUUGAGCAGGAGCCGUCGGUCGAAAAUAUCACCAACCAGAACCGGAACCCUCGGUGUUGGUUCUGUUUUGUUCGGGCCGGGAAAGCGACACCAACGUGCGAAUGUUUGUUGCCGGUUUCUCCGCGACGGGACGGUAUGUGAGGGCUCUGUUCACCGAACUGGGCUCACGUUGACUGGUUCCGCUGGUAGCUGUCAUUACCGGGAUUAUCAUCCGAACCUAUGGGAUGGACUAAGUAUUGACGGGACAGGGAGCCCGGAUGAGGUGAAAGCACACUUGUUGAAGCAGACAGAAGAUGCCUUUACUGAUUUAGCUUGAGCCCAACAUGCUAACUGCAGCCGUCUGAAGAGUCACUCACCUGAGGUCUGAGAUGGGCCACUCUCUUCAAGACAAGGAGGCGAUGUGGGAGAAAGCCUGGAGGAGGUGUAGGCUUCAGCCUUGAGGAGGCAUCCUGCUGCAGGGGAGGAGCACAGUCCUCCUGUGGCCCUCUUGUGGCCUCCUCUGUGGCACUCUGGGGCUCUUAAAGUAAGAUGUCCCUCAGCAGCAGCCCUGCAGGCGGGAAAGGUGUGGACUCCAGUGCCGUGGAACCUUACGACAGCGGUGACGAGUGGGACAUAGGUGUUGGAAAUCUGAUCAUUGACCUGGAUGCUGACUUGGAGAAGGACAAACUAGAGAUGUCAAGCAGUAAGGAGGAAGGGGGGUUGGCGGCGCCCCCCAGUGCUGUGGCUGUUUUACCUGACAAUAUAAAGUUUGUUAGUCCUGUAGCUGCCAUGCAGAGUAAAGAUGGUAAAUCCAAAUCAAAGCGUAGUAAAAACUCCAAGGACAUUGUUAAGGCCUCGCUUUCAGAUGGAACUAAGAAGGAUGCUCAGGGUAGGUCCUCUGUGGACCUGCCACCUCAGAACUCUGCCCCAUCUAAAGGAACUGAUAAGUCCAGUAAAUUAUCCCGGUUCCCCUCUUCUGGGAAAAACGACAGGGAUUUGGUGUGUGGGAAAGCUAAAAAGGACAAACUGGAGGUUGCAGCCACGAGAGUGUUCAACACAGAGGAGGCCGGGGCCUCUGUCCUACCUCUGGGAGCUCCUCGCAACAGCUCGUUUGAGAGCCAACAAAACCCGGAGUUCAGCUCGGCCGAACAAUUUGGAGAUUUGGCUCUGGACUCUGCAGGACUCGGCCAGGCUGUCGCCAUCAUCACAGAGCAGGAGGAGGUGGAUGGUGGCGACUGUCAGAAUCUGAAAAAACUCCUCAACUGUGACAAGAUGGAGUCUCCUUUCUCCACCUCUGCACCUCCUCCUCUUCACCUCCUGGGUCCUCUCAUCAGCAGCAGCGACAUCUCUUCUUCCUGUGAACAGAUCAUGGUUCGAACGCGCUCCAUUGCAGUGAACACAGCAGAGGCUGCCCUGGCUACUGAGCCAGAAUGUCUCGGACCUUGUGAACCUGGCACGAGUGUCAACCUGGAAGGAAUUGUGUGGCAGGAGACUGAUGAUGGGAUGCUGGUUGUGAACGUCACCUGGAGAAACAAAACGUAUGUUGGGACCCUUCUGGACUGCACGAGGCAUGACUGGGCCCCACCCAGGUUCUGUGACUCUCCCACCAGCGACAUGGAGGUGCGAAGCGGUCGUGGUCGAGGGAAGAGGAUGCGUCCUGGAAUGAACAUGCCACCGAAUGACAACAGCAACUCCUCCGACAACAAGAGCAGCAGCAAGACACGUGGAGCUGCUGCUGCGAGCAGCAAAGGGAGACGAGGGAGUCAGACUAUAAGCUGCGCUGAAGAUACCAAGGCCAGUCCGUUCUCCACCAAGAGGAAGACCAAACCUGUGUCCGAUCUAGAACCUACCUCCAGCUCUGAGGACUUCAGAACUUCAAAACGCAUGCGAGCCAACUCGGUGGGCAUUGGGACCCCGCUCCUUUUAGGCAAAACCGACCCCCUUCCCUCUCCACAGCUUGAGCGGACCUGCACCUCCCCUGUACUGAUUGACUGCCCCCACCCUAACUGCAACAAGAAAUACAAACACAUAAACGGACUGAAGUACCACCAGGCUCGAGCUCAUAACGAUGAAGAUGUCCGGCUGGAGCAGGACGGAGACAGUGAAUAUGGGGACGACCCUAUGCUCCAUUCAGACCCGGGGUCCUGUAACGGUGCUGCCUUCUCCCCCGCUCGCUCCAAUACUCCAAAGGUACGAGGCUUUGAUGCCCCUUCUCCUUCAUCAGGAAAGCACACACCCAAGGGGAAGAAGAAGCCAGGGGAGGCGGAGCCUGAGUCGACAGACGGGGGUGAGGAGGGGACAUGUUUGACUGAUGAGGCCAGCAAUGAUGGAGUGGAUGACAGAAAAGACAGAAGACUGUCAGCCAACAGCAAAGCUGAUAAAUUAUCACAGAGAGGUGUGAAGCUAGGCCGCCCAGUUGCCCCCGGAGUCCCCCCUUUGUAUUCCUCUCAGGAAUCUUCCCCAGCUAUGGGCCCAGUUGUACAGUCAUUACCCAGCAGCCCCCAGCUGAAAAACAGCCAGCCUAAACCUCCAUCACUCACUGACAUGACCUCCAGCCCCAACCUGGCCAAGGACAAGAAAAAAAAAGACAAGAAGAAAAAAGAGGGCUGGAAGGAGGGGGAUAGUCCAAAGGCGAUAGGUAAGGCUGGGAGGGCGGAGGAGGGUCCGUACUCAGAGCCAUCAGACGCUGCGCUCAACGGCUGCACCGAGGCUCACCAGAGCCGUUUGGCAAGCAUUAAAGCCGAGGCCGACAAAGUCUACAGCUUCUGUGACAACACGCCCAGCCCUUCCAUAGGUGUGGCCAGCAGGAUAGAGGCCGGCGUCCCACCCCCGCUGCACCUCAACCAGAACGGAGCCGACAACACGUCGGUGAAGACGAGCAGCCCCGCCUACUCUGACAUCUCUGAUGCAGGGGACGAUGGAGAGGGGAAGGCUGAGGGGGUGAAGGUCAAACCGGAGCCUGAUCAGAGACCUUGUGAUGGCACAAAGAAGGCCCUGUUUCCCCCGCAAACCAAGGAGUCACCGUACUACCCAAACUAUGACACUUACUACUCCCCAAGCUACCCCAACCCCGGCCCAGGAGCAGCACCCGCAGCCCCACCUCACAUGGAGGAGGCACAGGUGAAGGUGAAGGAGGAAGAGGAGCUGGAAGUGGCAGCGGAGGACAAACUAAAUGUGGAGCCUCAGGAGGAAAGGGAGGCAGAAAUGAGCUCUCAGCAGCCAUCAGUCAUCCAGCCAUGCUCCAACAUGUACGCCCAGCCUUUGUAUUACAAUCAGUACUACGUGUCCCCUUACCCCUACUCCGCUGAUCCGGUCUACCACACCCACAUGCUGGCCUCUAACCCCGCGUACCGUCAGCAGUGUGAAGAGAGGCAGCGGCAGGCCGAGAAGAAGGCCGCGGCAAAAGACAGAGAGGCUUCCAGCAAAGACGAGUGGAAGCAGAAGGCCUUGGUACCCCCCACCCUCUCCAGCAACUCGAGCCUCACAGACAUGGGCGCAAAGGCGACAACAGCCAAGCCCAAAGAUCCUACAGCUGCUUCAGAACAAGUCAAGUCUGUCAUUAUGGCAAAGGCAGAAGAGCUCAAAGCCCCCGCUAGCCAAGCUGAGGGUAUGAAGAUCAAGCUGAGUGAAGCAGGGCAUCAUGGGAAAGAGGAGGUCAAGUCAGAGGUGGAGAUGGGCAGACCAGGAGGUGUAGAUCAAGCCAUGCGCUACAGACAGGAGGCGGACUCCCGCUUGUGGCCCUAUAUCUACCCCAGCAAAUGUUCGGAGGCUGUUCGACCGCAGGAAGAGGAGCAGUGGAAGGACGAGCGAGAGCGAGACCAGAGAGGGAAGGAGGAGAGGCCACGGCCGAAGGAGGCGCUGCACAAAGACGAGACGAAAGAGGGGGCGGAGGGCCGGGCGCAGCAGCUCAUGGAGGAGCACCAAGGUGGAGGGAAGGAGGCCCGCCUCCCCCACAUGCAGUUCCCCUCCCCUCUGGCUCAGCACCAGGGCUACAUGCCCUACAUGCAAGCACCUUAUGCCUACGGCCAGGCCUACAAUCCCAGCCACCCUGGCUACAGGGGCAUGCCCUCAGUGAUGAUGCAGAACUACCCAGCCUCCUACCUGCCCGUCGGUUACUCUUUUCCCUCGUAUGGAGGGAAGGUGGCAGCGAGGGAAGACGGAGAGAAACCCUCCAGGUCCAGUCCAACCGUGAAGCCGCCCAGCGAGGCCAAAGCUCUGGAGCUGCUGCAGCAGCACGCCAGCCAGUACAAAAGCAAAUCCCCGUGUAUUCCAGACAAGAGCUCCCAUGAGCGUGAGCCAGACUGGGACAGGGACUGGGACAGAGAAGGCACUCGUCCACGGCCCUCUUCACAGCGCAUGUUGCCUUCACAUCACCUGGGAUACCCUCUGUUAGGACAGUACGACAUGUCCUACACCUCAGGACUCUCCUCUUCAGCCAUCGUUGCCAGUCAGCAGCCAUCUGCCCCGUCCAUGUAUCCCCCAGCUCGAAGGUGAAACCGGUAAUACUCUGAGGCAGUUCAGCUGCUGCACGUUCAGGUACAUGUGAUUAGCUGGCCUGGGUCCACCUGUCAGAAUCAUGUGACCUGAUCACGACUGGUUCUGGUUCUACAUCAGUUCAGCUGUGUUUCUUCAUGUUUGGUGUCUCCGCCUGGACGUUCAGCUGCAUCUCUACUGGACCGGACCAAAAGGACCUCCGUCCUGAGCGAGGUGGUUCCACUCAUCCUGCUGGUCCAGUUGGCUCUGAGUGGAUCUGUGCCACGGAGACCGAGGUGCUCUUAGAACACCCGUUGUCUUCAGAGUGUCUUCAUGGCAAACACAAGGUUCUCUUUAGGUGUCAUUAAAAAACCCCUGAAGUAAGGCUGUCCCACCAAAGCAGUUCCAGGGUUAGACCAGGUCUGGAGCCAGAACGGUUCCAAUGCUAGACCAGGACCUGUAUUUAUCAAACUUCUUAGAAUUCCUCUUAAAAAUGCUGUUAUGAUUGGACUUAAGUGUAAAAGAAUUAUUAGCGGGAUUUUUGAUAACUUGCUUUUACACUUAAAUCUGAGAGUAGGAGCAAAUUAGAGAAAUUCUCAGCACUUCAGUCUAAAAUUCCACUCGAAGAGGUUUGAUAAAUACGAGCCCAGGUCUAGAGGGUUUUGGUCUGGAUCUGACCGGGCUGUGAGCAGGAUUCUCUGGUUCCUCUGCAGGUCUGACUCUUUGCUCCAUCAGAUUUCAAACACGUUGAAGAUGUUUUUGGUUAAAAUGAGUCAGAAAUAAGAUCUUUGCGUCGACCUUUAAUACUAAACUUAUUGCAGCGUGUGUCAAACUUAAGGCCGUGGGCCACGUCUGGUCCUCGUUAACAUUUAAUCUGGACCUUUAUCUGUGACAGAUGGAAUCUGUUGUCAUUUAGUAAAAAACUGGACUUGGUGCUGAGGAAUGGAUGAGACGGAUCAGUUUCAGUGUGAGUUAACGUCACAGCUACAGUCUGCUUUAAUUAUUCUGUUCAAAGUCAACCAUUUAAAUGUUUACAUUGUUUUAACUGAAGUGGUGGAUUCUCUUCACAUUUGUUAUUAUUAUAAUAAAUAAAACGUUUGGUAAGUAGAAAGUAAAGCAUAAAAAAAUGAAUGCUAAUGUUUUAAAUGUUAUCAUUUUCAUUAAUUUCCAUUUAUUCUAACUUCUACAUAAAACGGCACUGAGAAAAGGUCUUUUGUAUUUUUCUAUUAAUAAUUUAACACAUUACACUUGAAAGCCAAUUUAUACUUAAAGUUUCUGUUUCUUUAAAUAUUAAGAGUGGCCCUUUGGUAGGACACCUGGAUAGAGACCGGACUUUACAGGACCCAUGUAACCCAGGUCCAGGUUUCUGUGUUGGGCCAGUGUAGAGGUGCACUGAUACUUGUGUUGGUCCAAUACUGUGUGCUGGUACAAGUACUCGAGUGUUGUAAUACUACUCACAUGCAUGGCAGAUGUUUUAUUGGAGGUGAUCCUCUCCUCCAGCAGGGGGCAGUACUUCACCAUCAAGUUGUUUUCUGAGCAACAAAAGGCCAAAGUCUGGAGGUAUUUCAGGCUCAAUGAUGUCAAAAUAAAUUGAACAGAAUGUUCUGUUCAGCGGAGGGAUGGACUUCAGCUCUAUCAUCACAAAAACAAGUCGUUUCAUAAAACAUCUCAGUACUGAGUCUGACAUUAAACAGGAAGUGAUCCUGAGAGUCUGAACACAAAACGUUAGCUCCUGAAUUUUCAAACACACUUUAAAGGAAUUGUUAGAAAUAUUAUAACAUUUAUUAGUACAUCAUUACUCAGUAUUGGCAAGUACUCAGAUGUAAGUACUUGUGGUCCGUGUCCAGCUGGUCCUCAGCAGACAGGAGACACCAGGUCUGUUCAGAACCACUUUGAAAUGUUCUGAUAGUUUCCUUGGUUCUUCAUCUCCAUGAGCCUGCCCCCAGUGGUUUUGGACUCUGGCCCAGUAAAGACAUCAGUGGAACCAGAAAACCUGAACCCUGGCUUCAGUUCAACACUGGAACCAGUCUGGUGGGACAAACCAACCUAAAUUGCCUCAGAGCUCCGACAGAACAGAACAUCCUGCUGCUUCAUCGGUGGUGCUCCGGCUCCUGCUCCCUGUGUAGCUGUAGUACUGUGUGUGUGUGUGCGUGUGUGUGUAAAUACUGUACAGAGGAAUUAUUUUAAAAAAGUUUGUUGGAUGAUGUAGGAUUUCCUGCUUUUCUUUUUGUCUGUUAGCUUUUGUUUUUCUACUGUUGUUGAUCUGAUAUUAAACCUGUAGAUGGUGGAA